Pelmatolapia mariae (spotted tilapia) is the source of this 5764-nucleotide messenger RNA. It is a transcript of the gene mcf2a, whose product is annotated as MCF.2 cell line derived transforming sequence a. NCBI's taxonomy places the organism in Eukaryota, Metazoa, Chordata, Actinopteri, Cichliformes, Cichlidae. Gene Ontology annotation, biological process: dendrite development; intracellular signal transduction. Bases 367 to 3708 code for a protein of 1113 amino acids. The transcript is spliced from 30 exons. Gene Ontology annotation, cellular component: cytoplasm. Gene Ontology annotation, molecular function: guanyl-nucleotide exchange factor activity; protein binding. The record is from RefSeq and is a predicted model, not a curated record.
GCUGACUGCUGCUGAGAGCAGGGCAGGGUGGAGGGAGUAACCUCGCACUCGCUCAGGGCGACAACGAGACAACAUACUAGUGUUUUGUUUGCCUGUGUGGACAGUUCUCCUGUCGUAGCUGUGCUGCUCAGUGUGGAGGCGCUCUAUGCAGCUCAAGGUCAGGAACAGCCAGCGGCAGCCUCGGGGAAUUGUCCCAUCUGGAUCUUGGGACCCGCGGAGGGAGGUGGGAAAACUUUCCUUGUUUAAAUAAAUGGCUAUGGAGAGCCAUGGGGCUGUGAAGAGGAUGUGAGGCCCGGGCUACUGUCACUACCUCCCAAAAGUAGCGUCAGUUCUCCUCUGGCUGAUCUCGUGUCAGAGACGAAGGGAAUGGGCCCAGCCUCACUGCAGGAGGACAGAGAGCUGAGGAAAGAGUCCAAGGAGGAGAUGGAGAGCUACCGCUGCCUUCUACAGGCAGGCUCCCAGCUAGAGAGCACUCUGCAGCAGGUGACUGUGCCUGUGAGCAUGAAGGAAGUGGGAGGCUAUAUAGAGAAACAAGUAGCAUACCUGUCAGGGGGCCGUGGGGAAGACUCCAGCGUUAUCAUCACUCUCCCAGAAUGCUCAGCUUUCAGUGACAUUCCAGAGGAAGCUCUAGCCAAAGUUUUUACCUACCUCACUCUCAUCCCUCGAACGAGGCAACCUGGAGUCAAAUUUAUCAUUAUUUUAGACCGAAGGCUGGACACUUGGGCAUCUAUCAAAACGGCACUUGCCAGGAUAGCAGCUUCCUUUCCUGGGAACCUCCACCUGGUCUUGGUGCUCCGACCUACCAGCUUCUUCCACCGUACUGUUACUGAUAUAGGCUUCCGCUUCAGCCAGGAGGACUUCAUGCUCAAAAUGCCAGUGGUGAUGCUGAGUUCUGUCACAGACCUGCUGCGCUACAUUGAUGAGAACCAGCUGACAUCAGAGUUUGGAGGCACUCUGGACUACUGUCACAGUGACUGGAUUGUUUUGCGGACGGCCAUUGAAAGUUUCGCUGUAACAGUCAAAGACAUUGCACAGAUGCUACAGGGCUUUGGUACUGAGCUGGCAGAGACGGAGCUGCCUGAAGAGGCGAAAGCCAUAGAGUGUCUCCUCGAGUUGCACACGGACAAGUACAGAAAACUCAAAGAUGCAAUCAGGUCGGUGUCAAAGGAGGGUCGUCAUCUUCUCUCCAGCCUGGAGACCACUGCGAAGGAGGAUGACUCCCAGUGGGACGUGAAGCUGGACUGGGAGACGGUGCAAAGGCUUCUCGCCCAGCUCAGAGACAUGGAGUCUGCCUUUGACGGCUUUUUUGAGAAGCAUCAUCUAAAGCUCCAUCAGUAUCUCCAGUUGCUCAGAUAUGAGCAAAGCUUUCAGGAGAUGGAGUUAUGUCUAGAGCAUCUCACAGCUCAGGAGAGGGAACUAUGCAUAUCUGCGAACAGUCUGGCUGAAACAGAACAGGCCCUCAAAAGGCUGGACAAUCUAGAGUCCAAUGCACAGGAGGUGACAGCUCGGGCCCAGAUAAUCAUCCUUCAUGGACACCAGCUAUCAGCUGGUCACCACUAUGCCAUGGCUCUCAUCAUGCAACGCUGCAAUGAGCUUCGUCACUACUGUGAUACACUCACUGCUGCUCUCAAGACCAAACACACUCGUCUUCUGCAAACACACCAGAUGCUGCUUUGUCUUGGGCAGGCCCAGACUUGGUGUGAUGAUGCGGCAUAUCUACUGGCCAAUCAGCUAGUAGAUAAGUUUCAGUCUAAGGAGGGGGCCCAGGCUGCUCUGAGGGACAUUGAGAAGCUCUUGGAAGGGGCUCCGUCUAUGCUGAGCUCAGGACUUGACACUGUAACCGCUGAAUAUGAGGCUGUUAUUACACCUCAUUUUCAAGCCCAGAUUGGGAAAAUGUUUGAGAAGCAUGCAGCAGUACAGCAGAUGAUCCAGAAUCGACAGGCUUGUCUAAGGAAGCUGGCUGAUAAACACGUACGACCGGUCCAACUGGUGGCCCCCAGGCCUGAAAACACACCACGAUCCAAGUCUCCGCUCUUCUCUCCAAAACAUGGUGAUGGAUUGAAGUUCACAUUCGAUCUUUCACUGCCUGGGAAAAGAGCAUCGAGAAAGGUCCCCAACUCUCGAAAAAUAGAGGUGAUGCACGACUACCAGGAGAGCCGGAGCUGUGUGUCGUACAGUCUGGAUGGAGACGACAGCCCAGAUCUCUUGAAGCGUCAUGUGAUGAGGGAACUCAUAGAAACUGAAAGAAUCUAUGUGGAAGAGCUGCUGUCAGUGUUAUUGGGUUACAGGGCUGAAAUGGACAACCCAGCUCUGUCGGGGGUCCUGCCCCCAAUACUUCGCAGUAAGAGAGACAUUCUCUUUGGAAACAUGCCAGAGAUUUACAAUUUUCACAGCAGAGUUUUCCUUCAGGACCUGGAAGGAUGCCUGGAGGCUCCUGAAGGUGUGGGAGCGUGUUUUCUGGAGCGGAAAGAAAGCUUCCAAAUGUAUGAAAGCUACUGUCAGAAUAAACUACGCUCAGAGGCACUGUGGAGACAAUUCUCAGAUUGCGGCUUCUUUUUGGAGUGUCAAAAAAAGCUGGAGCACAAACUGGGCCUGGAUUCCUAUCUGUUGAAACCUAUCCAGCGCCUCACAAAAUACCAGCUGCUGCUGAAGGAGCUGAUAAAAUAUAGCACAGACUGUGAGGGCACCUCUGAACUCCAGGGGGCACUAGCAGCCAUGCUGGACCUUCUCAAAUCAGUCAAUGACUCCAUGCACCAGAUUGCAAUCACAGGAUAUGAGGGUGAUAUUUGUGAGCUGGGCCGUGUGCUGAUGCAGGGAUCCUUCAGUGUGUGGAUCAGCCAUAAAAAGGGCCCCACUCGCAUGAAGGAGAUGGCUCGUUUCAAGCCAAUGCAGCGGCACCUCUUCUUGUACGAGAGAGCUCUACUUUUAUGCAAGCGAAGGGAGGAGCAUGGAGAUGGCUGUGACAAGACCCCGUCAUACAGCUUCAAGCAUUGUCUCAAGAUGACUGCUGUGGGGAUCACAGAAAACGUCAAGGGAGAUGUGAAGAAGUUUGAGAUCUGGUACAGUGGCAGGGAGGAAGUGUAUGUGGUUCAGGCUCCUACAGUGGAGGUGAAGAUGGCCUGGCUCAAUGAGCUCCGUAGAAUCCUGACUAACCAGCAGAAGAUGCUUAGAGAUGAAGCAUAUCAACACGGCCACAUCGUUGACCAUAUGCCGCUUUCUCCACCACUCUCUGAGAGCAAACAGCAGAGGGCAUCAGUGAGUUCAGAGGAGACAGAGUCUGGGAGGAGCAGUCCAGACCCCCAGCCCCACUCCCCGAAACACCAGCACAACCGUAGGAGCUGGCCAGGAGCUCCUCACUCCGUAGACAUCUGCGAGGGUCUGGAGGAGUGGCCUGGAGGUCGCGACCCCUUCCAUCCAUCUGACACAGACGAGGAGGUUUUGGUGCAACUGUCUCCAGGCAGAUACAGGGUUUUGGCUGACUGUCUCCAAAAUGGACCAGACAGCAUCGUCAUCAAACGUGGAGACGUCAUCCAACUACAAUGUGAAGACAACAGGGGGCGCUGGCUGGUGAAAAAUGUGACUCUGCAACAAGAGGGCUUCUUACCAGCUGCCGCCCUGCAGCUGAUUAUAGGAGGCAGCAGGCGCGAAAACUCCUCCAGACUAGGGGACCCAGGAAACCUGAAGGUGAGAAAGCUCAGCUCCCCAUAGAGAAGAAAGCACAUAUUGUGAUAAUAUUUACCUUUGGGUGAGAAUGAACAGACAGAAAGCAGACUGAGCCAUAGUUGUCUCAUAACUGAUCCUCCAAUGCCGUCUUCUUUCAUCAACGUUCAGUCAUUAAAAAGACAAACAUGGAAAUCUACACAACAGUUUUUUUCUAUGGCUUUGACUGACAAUCUCCUAAACCAGAGUUUUCUGACAGUGAAGGUGUGGAGAGGUACCAGCACAAAGACACUGGAGCUGAUGAAACCACUACGGACAAUCAACAAGCUACCCCCGGAUCUUGUUUGGUCUUCCUCUUUUCUUAUUAGUGAUAAAUAUCUCUUCCCUCUGGCGCUCACUUUGCAACACAUGCAAUCGGGAUGCGAGUUUGCUGCUUAAACAAUGGGUCAUUUCACAGUCUGUGGACUCUUCAAUCCUAAUACUUGAGGUUAAAGUAACUUUAUGGGUUUGUGUGUGUGUGUGUGUGUGUGUGUGUGUGUGUGAGCUCCUGUCUCAGUAUGUGAUGAAUGGAUGCUAACCCAGGAUUUGCCUGAAACCUUUCUUAAAAUAUAUACAUGCCACCGCAUGCGGUGUCAUUUUUAACAUUUACUGUAUCUCAGCGUUUCAUCUUGUCAUUGCAUUUUUCUUACAUUUUGCUCCUUAAGGCGCCCUCUUCUGUACAGUACGGGAGUUACAAUGCCAAAUUGUGCCAUGCCAUAAUGCCUUUUUUAUUCUUGCUCUUGUAGAGUCUCUUGUAUACUGUUUGCAAAAUCAAAUACUCUGUCCUUGCUUUAAACUGACCUCACAAAUAUUCAAUGGGCACUUUAAUAUGGUGGAAGAAUGAUGGAAACUAAAAAUCCACCUAUUGUUUACCGAAUGUGUUCAUUGCUCGCUGCUUUACCUCUCUUACUGUGCAUUUCCUUGUGUUCUAGAUGCUAUUUUCUUUGUUUAUUUGUCUGUGAUGUAUGAUGAAUGUAUGAUGUGUAAGGGAGGCAGGGAAGACACAUGCCUCCUGCAUGCAGGCAGCGGUUGACGUGUCAAAGAUGGUAAUGUAAGGCACAGGCAAAUAUGAUGAAGAUUGAUGGCAGUGUAUUCCUCUGUGUGUGCCAUAGACAAGUGGGAGGCACAUGCCACAGAGCCCUCAAAUACUGUCAUUUUCAUCAGGAUCUUUUGGGAGCUGUCUUGUCAAAUGCAGCAAAGGAAAAAAAAACUGAAGCAGAAUGAGAGAGAAUGAAAUGCUGUGUGUAUUCGGCCAUCACAGAGGCAAAUUGUUUCUUCGCCACCAUUACAGCUCAGUUAAUCUUGGGUUCCCCUUUAAAAUGGAUCAUACAGCCAACAUGAAAUAUACCCUCUGUAUUGAACACUUAAUUAAAUAUUGAUUGCAGACUUAUAUGAAUUUAUCACAUCAAAUUGAGCCCCCGGUCGGAGGGCUGGCUUUGAUACGAUGCAUUUGAUAUGGAAAUGAAUCUAGAAAGCAGCAGGGGCCACUGCACAACAUUUCCUGUGUUGUUAAUUUAUUUAUUUUACUGUCAAGUCCCAAAUGAAAUUACAUACCCAUAUUUUUACAGAAGCUAUGCUUGAUUCUUGUGCAACAUCUACUUUAUUUGCUCUCUUAGCUUAUAUGAGAAAAAUCACAUUGUUUGUUUGUCAUUUCAAUCCAAAAUGCUGCAGAAUUUGCACAGAUUUCCAGCUCGGGAAGCAAAAAUCAUGCUUGAGAUGUUAUGUCUCUUGAUGAGCCAUAUAUCCUACGCUAGUUGCUGAACAUUUCUUUCGAUAAAAAUGCAUGGCAACCGAACAAUGAGUUGGUUUGUAUUAUUAAAGUCACCACUCUACACAGGCAUUUUUGUACAGCUUUUCUUAUGUAAAGAAAGCCAAAUGCAAAAGUAUUUGCUGCAAUAAUAUGUUUUUCAAGUGAUAAAAUAAUAGUUGUUUUGACACGGUGAUAUGGUGGCUAACAACUAAGCCCAGUCUUUGUCAUUCACCCUGAUUUAAUCCAUUAUUUCUGUCUUGUUUCAGUAGCAGCUGUCUUAAAUAAUAAAACUGCAGAAUUUUCUGUUUUUGUCGA